This is a messenger RNA of Linum tenue, 1739 nucleotides long. NCBI's taxonomy places the organism in Eukaryota, Viridiplantae, Streptophyta, Magnoliopsida, Malpighiales, Linaceae. The record is from the annotation of a GenBank genome assembly.
AUGUCGAUAGUCUAUCCCGGCGAAGCAUCCGCCGCCGUAAUCAUACCAUCCCUCCUCGUCACAUUCCUCAUCAUCUCCAUAACCCUAUCGAAACUCAUCAAGAACACACGAGCCGCCGCCUCCAAGCUCCCGCCACUCCCUCCGAGCCCGUCACCAUCAUGGCCCCUCGUCGGAAACCUCCCGGCGAUCAUAAUCCACAAAAAGCCAAUGUUCCGGUGGGUCCACAAGUUGAUGAAGGACAUGAACACCGACAUCUGCCUCAUCCGGCUCCCCGGCGGCGCCAACCUGGUCCCCGUCCUCGACCCCGCCAUCGCCAGGGAGAUGCUGAGGAAGCAGGACGCCACCUUCGCCGACCGCUCCAUCUCCUUCGGCAGCCACGCCGUGAGCGGCGGAUACGUCACCACCGCCGCCGUCCCCUACAACGACCAGUGGCGCAAAAUGCGGAAGGUGUUCACCUCCGAGAUAGUUUCCCCCGCCAGGCACGUGUGGCUGCAAGAAAAGCGGGACGAGGAGGCCGACAACCUCGUCUUCUACGUCCACAGCCGCUGCAUGGCGGGGAAGAGCGUCGACCUUAGGGUCGCCACGCGACAUUACUGCGGCAACGUCAUGAGGAAGAUCAUGUUUGGGCGGAGGUAUAUGUUGAUGAGUUGCGAGCCCACUGCGGACGGUGGGCCCGGAAAGAUGGAAGUCAAACACGUGGAGGCCGUGUUCACGGCGUUAAAGUACCUGUAUUGGUCGUGUUUAUCGGAUUUCUUCCCGUGUUUGUGGGGAUGGAACGUCGACGGAAAGGAGAAAAUUAUCAAUGAAGCCAACGAGACCAUUCGAGGCUACCAAGACCCUAUCAUCGACGCGAGGAUCCAGGAGUGGAGGAAUAACGGAGGGAAGACGGAAAUGGACGACCUACUUGACGUCUUCAUCACCGUCAAGGACGAACAAGGGAAACCCUUGCUCACUCCCCACGAAAUCAAGAGCCAAGCUACGGAGAUAAUGAUGGCGUCCAUAGACAACCCAUCGAACGCGGUGGAAUGGGCAAUGGCCGAGCUGAUCAACCGACCGGACCUCAUGGCGAAGGCCACGGAGGAAAUCGAUCGAGUUGUUGGGAAAGAUUCGAGACUGGUCCAGGAAUCGGACAUCGGGAGGCUGAACUACGUGAAAGCAUGCGCCAGGGAGGCGUUCCGGCUCCACCCGUUGGCACCAUUCAACGCCCCACACGUGGCGACCCAGGACACCACCGUGGGCGGCUACUUCAUCCCCAAGGGCAGCCACGCCCUCCUCAGCCGCUACGGCCUCGGUCGGAACCCGAAGGUUUGGCCCGACCCGCUCAGGUUCGACCCGGAGCGGCACCUCGAAAACGACGGCGGCGUCGAUGAGGUGGCCCUCGUGGAGAAGGAGCUGAGGUUCAUAUCGUUUAGCACCGGCCGGCGAGGUUGCGUGGCGACGGUGCUCGGGACUUGUAUGACCACCAUGCUGCUCGCCAGGCUGCUGCAGUGCUUCGCGUGGACGCCGGUGGGGGGAAAUAAGACCGUUGACCUGAGUGAAGCUGAGGAUGGGCUCUCACUGGCCACGCCGCUCAUGGCAUUACCUAAGACGCGUUUAGCUCGCCACUUAUAUCCUGUUGUGUAACAAUAUGAAUUCUCUCUUGUAAAAACGUUUCGUGUAGUCUCUCUUCUGUACCAUCCGGUUGAAUCUCAUGUAUAACAUUUCCGUAUUAUAUUAAAGAACUAAAGGGUUAAUUAGGG